Molecule: messenger RNA, 6946 nt
Organism: Dama dama (fallow deer)
Lineage: Eukaryota; Metazoa; Chordata; Mammalia; Artiodactyla; Cervidae
Product: RE1-silencing transcription factor-like
Exons: 4
Coding region: 259-3339 (1026 amino acids)
Biological process (GO): regulation of gene expression
Cellular component (GO): nucleus
Source: RefSeq, a predicted model, not a curated record
GGCGAGGAGCCGGACGACGACGACGCGGCAACUUCGCUCACUCUUCCCGGGCUGGGGCGCGCGGGCCGGGAGGGGGCAGCCUGGACUGGGAAGACUCGGUCUGGCCCAGCGGCGCCCCGAGUUUGCCCGCCUGGCGUCUUCCGUGGUGGGGAGCCCAGCAGACGCUUCAGGACGACUUGGUGCGUCGGUGGUGCAGCGAGCGGGCCGAGGCGAGGGCGCCGGAGUUUGCGAAGAGCUGCUUUGUGUUUGAGCACAGACAUGGCCACCCAGGUGAUGGGGCAGUCUUCCGGAGGAGGAGGGCUGUUCACCGGCAGUGGCCCCAUGGGCAUGGCCUUGCCAAAUGACAUGUACGACUUGCCCGAUCUCUCUCGAGCUGAACUGGCUGCGCCUCAGCUCAUCAUGUUGGCAAACGUGGCCUUAACUGGGGAAGUAAAUGGCGGCUGCUGUGAUUAUGUGGUUGGCGAAGAAAGACAGAUGGCAGAAUUGAUGCCUGUUGGGGAUAGCAACUUCUCAGAUAGUGACGGAGAAGGACUUGAGGAGUCUCCUGAGGUGAAAGGCGAACCCAGUGGGCUGGAGAAGAUGGACCUGGAAAGUUUGGAACUCAGCGUUGUCCAGCCACGGCCUGUGUUCGAGGCGUCAGCUGCCUCAGAAACGUACAGCUCCAACAAAGACCUUCCUCAGGAGACGCCCGCAGCAGAGGACAAGUGCAAGACCUUGAAGACCAAACCCUUCCGCUGUAAACCGUGCCAGUACGAGGCCGAAUCUGAAGAGCAGUUUGUGCAUCACAUCCGAGUUCAUAGCGCCAAGAAAUUUUUUGUGGAAGAAAGUGCAGAGAAGCAAGCAAAAGCCAGGGAAUCCGGCUCUUCUCCUGGGGAAGAGGGCGAUUUCUCCAAGGGCCCCAUCCGCUGUGACCGCUGUGGCUACAACACCAAUCGCUAUGAUCACUACACUGCUCACCUGAAACAUCACACCCGAGCCGGGGACAAUGAGCGCGUCUACAAGUGCAUCAUAUGCACGUACACCACAGUGAGCGAGUAUCACUGGAGGAAGCACCUGAGAAACCACUUUCCAAGGAAGGUUUACACAUGUGGGAAAUGCAACUAUUUUUCAGACAGAAAAAACAAUUAUGUUCAGCAUGUUCGAACUCACACAGGUGAACGUCCAUAUAAAUGUGAACUUUGUCCUUACUCAAGUUCUCAGAAGACCCAUUUAACCAGGCAUAUGCGUACUCAUUCAGGUGAGAAGCCAUUUAAGUGUGACCAGUGCAGCUAUGUGGCCUCUAAUCAGCAUGAAGUAACCCGCCACGCAAGACAGGUUCACAACGGGCCCAAACCUCUAAACUGCCCGCACUGUGACUAUAAAACAGCAGACAGAAGUAACUUCAAAAAGCACGUGGAGCUGCAUGUGAAUCCACGGCAGUUCAACUGCCCUGUGUGUGACUAUGCAGCUUCCAAGAAGUGUAAUCUGCAGUAUCAUUUCAAAUCUAAGCAUCCUACGUGUCCUAAUAAAACCAUGGAUGUCUCAAAGGUGAAACUAAAGAAAACCAAGAAGCGAGAGGCUGACUUGCCUGAUAACAAAAUCACCAGUGAGAAACCAGAAACAGAGCAGGCAAAAGUAAAGGGGGAUGUGACUGGGAAGAAAAAUGAGAGGUCUGUAAAAGGGGAGAAGAAAGAGAACGUUUCAAAAGAGAAACGGCCUUGUAGUAAUGCCUCAAGCCAGGUGACCACCAGAACUCGCAAAUCGGCCAUGGAAGCGAAAGAAGUGGAUGUGUCCCCAGGAAACAAUUCAGAAAAGAGCUGCAGAAGCAAGAAAAGCAAAAGGAAGGUGGAAGCUGAAGCCCAUUCCUUACAAGAGCCUGUUAAUGAUGAGGAACCUGUGACAAAAAAGAAAAAGAAGGCAGAAAGCAAAUCCAAAAAUAGUCAGGCAGUGCCAAAGGGUGACAGCAAAGUAGAGGAGAAUAAAAAGCAAAACAUUUGCAUGAAAAACAAGAGGAAAACCGUGAGAAGUAAACCAUGUAAGAAGAGCAGCCAGCCUGCUCAGAGGAGGCCCACUCAGAUGGAGUCUGCUCAGGUGGGGUGUGUUCAGACGGAGCCGCCCCCCCCUCCUCCCCCUUCCCCUCCCCCUCCUGUGGGGGGCGUUGAGGUCGAGGUUGUCCAGAAGGGGCCUGUUCAGAUGGAGCCGCCUCCUCCCCUGGAGCCGCCUCCUCCCCUGGAGCCUGUUCAGGCCACCCCUGUUCAGAUGGAGCCGCCGCCUCCCCUGGAGCCUGUUCAGGCCACCCCUGUUCAGAUGGAGCCCCCUCCUCCCCUUCCUCCUCCUCCCCUUCCCCGUCCUCCCCCAGAGCCUGCUCAGGUGGGGUCUCUUCAGACAGAGCCUCCUCCUCCCCCUUCCCCUCCUCCUCCUGUGGGGGACGCUGAGAUGGAGGUGGUUCAGACGGGGCCUGUUCAGACAGAGCCGCCGCCUCCCACGGAGCCGAUCCCCAGAAGGUCUCCUCGCAGAGAUCAUGGAAAGGAGAAGUCCAGCAUGCUGAGUGAAAGGGCGCGGAAGGAGCAGGUCCUCAUUGAGGUCGGCUUAGUGCCUGUUAAAGACGCGCAGCGUCUGAAGGAAAGUGCCUGUGCCCAGGAUCUCUCCCCACCGUCACCAGCCCUGCCAAAGGAAAACUCAAGCGGGGAGGAAUCGCAAGGCCAGCAUUUGUUCCCUGCAGGCGAAGGGAAGAAAGAAGCCCCUCCUCAAAAAGCGGGAGCAGAAGAGGCAGAUGAGAGUCGAGCUGGUCUUGCUGCUGUUAUCAAGGCAUCUGCCAACACUUCAUCCUCUGAACAAAACUUGAAUAUGCCAGAGGGGGAAACUUCAGAGGAUAAACAUCAGGCCGAAGCUGUGCUCUGUGAAAUGGAGGUGGACACUGACGAGAGGAAAGCAGCGAAUUUCCCCAGCAGAGCCGCGACAGUUGAAGAACCAGUUUCACCACCACUUCCUGCUCUGCCGCUGGAAAAACAUGAAGCGGUGUCCACGGCGGCUGUGGCGUCCCCACCUCUCACCGUGGCAGUGGGUGAGUCUCAGGAAAUGGAUGAAGACGAAGGCAUCCACAGUCACGAUGGAAGCGACCUGAGUGACAACACGUCAGAGGACAGUGACGAUUCUGGAUUGAACGGGGCUCGGCCAGUCCCACAGGAGGCCAGUGGGAAAGAUGGAAAGGAGGCCUUGGCUGCCAGAGUGGCCGAGGGAGGUUUCGUUUGUAUCUUCUGUGAUCGUUCUUUUCGAAAGGAAAAAGAUUACAGCAAACACCUCAAUCGCCAUCUGGUCAAUGUAUAUUUCCUUGAAAAAGCAGCUCAAGGGCAGGAGUAAUGACACUCUGGUCAAGGUUUCAGUUCUUAGUGGAUAAGGUCUCUGACAUUUUAUAUUCAUUUGCAGUAGUAGACAGCCUUUUUUUAAAAUUAAUUACUGUCCAAUCUUGAUUUUUAAGUGGCACUCUUUUUUUCUUAGGACUCCGUGUACCUACUCAUGUACACAUUUUAGUAAAUCCAAGGGAGUUUCUGUCGCAGACAUCUAAAUCUCUAAGCUUUUUUUUUUUUUUAAUCUGUUUUCAUUUAAUUUAACUAAGGAGGCCAAGGUGGUAUUAGAGCAUUCUGUCAAUUUGUUCAGCUAUAACUUACCAGUUUUUUCCUCAUGUCUGUCUUCCUAUUUCAUUUUAGUUUAUUCUUUGUUUAUAGCCCUAUAAAAAUUGGCUUACUUAAAUAGCAAAUUACUUGAAGAAUUUGCCUGCUUUAUAUAAAGUUAGCACUUUAAAUUGUUCUAGCGAUAAGAAGAGAGACAUUGAAUUUGAAGAGAAAUUCUCCCAACAAUGGAUGUUCUAUCAAUCCAGGUAUUUACGUUCCUGAAUUUUGAUCAGUAUGUAUGUUUAUUUGUGUAUGUGUUAAUUGUCAUAAAAACAAUGAUUUUGGUGGGUUUUUUUUUUUUUUUUUGGUGCUUUAAUGCCUUAAGAUGUUGCACAUUGUUUUUUUUUUUAACCUAUGCAGUUAAAUUUUUUCUAGAAAUAGCAUUUGCGUUGUAAUACUUUAUAUAUGCAUGUUUAUUUUGAUCUCUCUGGAGGGAUGCUUUUUAGUAUUGUUUGCAAAAGGGGCAGUUUUCUUUUUCCUUGCCGCAGUUGUCUUUUCUGAAGAAUAGUAGUCUGUGAAAAUUUGUGAGCAAAUGAAAGAUGCAGGUUUAGUCCAUUGAUUUUGAUUUUAACAUCUAUGCCAGAAUCUGUAUUUCAUUUAUUUAUUUUAAAUUGAUGUAGUGAGCUCACACCUUUCAGUUUGAACUUUGCAGUAAAUACACCACUAGAUCUAUGUUGAAUGGAUUUUUAUAUCAAAUACCAACCAUAAGUAAAUUUUUUGGCUCAUCUUAGUACAUCUACUUCCUCAAUGUGUGGUAUUAAGUUGUAUCUUAUAGGAAACCUCUUUUCCUGGAUGGUUGGUGUUUGUUUAUAUGUCUGCUCCGCUGAAUUAAGAGCUGUAAUUUUUAUUUGGAAACUGCAAAUCUGGAACUAGGAGGCAUAAUGACUCCUUCCAGUUACACACAGUAUCAGUUGUGAGACUCCAAAGCCAUAGCAGUUACACAGAAAACCCAGGAUGAGGAAGGUAGUGUGAGUGCUGGUAGACCAGCUGCUCCUCCUGUGAGCAUGGUGAGGAGGGCUGGCGAAACGGAAGUUCAGUCCAGAUUCAAAAUCACACUUUCUCAGGGAUCUCCACCAACUAGUGGGUGUCCUGGCUGUUACCGGGACAGUCUUUUGCUACAGGUGAGGCCUCAAAUGAAUAACUAUUUUGGUGUUCCUACGGGACCACUUUGUAUGGAAAAGAGUAUGUGCUCCAAGCUUGGUAGGUUCUUUGGCCAGUCACCAAAGAAUAUGAAAGAAUCUAACAUAGGUUUUUGUUUUUCCUUGUAAAAUAAAGUAUGAUUCCGGUAAGGAACCUUGAUUCUUAUCCUCCCAGGUUCUAUUCUGAAGUAAUCACUUUAUAUAUUGUUUGUUUUCUUUUAUCUGAUUGAUCUCUGAGGCAGGUUUCAGGGUUUGGCAAUGCAACAUGAAAAAUUAGGAAGAAGUAUUAAACUGUGUGUGGAAAACUAGUUAUUCUGAGAGUGGACGUUUAAGGUAAAGGACAUUUGAACUUGGAAUUGACUGGGAGGCCAAAGAUUUAAAGAAGCAGAAAAUUUUCUCAAGACAUGAGUAAGUUGUGUAUUAUUGAUGUGUGUUUUCUGUACAUAAUAGGGAUUUGUAAAUGAUGUUGAAUUCUAGGUGAAUUCUCGGCUCCGACAAUCAUUGUCAAACAGAUCAAGCUGCAGAUAUUUAUGUUUUAAAACUUAAAUUAUAAAGCUAGUUAAACCUUUCCAACAACUAGAUUUAAUGUUCAUUAGUACAUUUUAUAUUAAAACGUUACCUUUUUCAGUACAUAACAAAAAUAUUCAUAUUAAGUACAAAUUGGAGAUUAGGAAUCAGUUUGGAUUCUUUUGAUACCUCAAAAGAAAAAAAAAUGACUUCUGGGGAAUUGGACUUAUUUUCUUAUCUAGAUUUUAAGACUAGAAUGCCAAAACGAAAAAUAUGAAAGAAAUUAAAACCCCUCAUUAAAGUGAUUUGUGAAAACAUUGUUACUGGAAAUUGAAUGGGCUUGAGGCCUUUCCUCCAGAAAACAAGGACUUGUUUGUCAGGCCUAUAUUAGGUUCUGAACCUUAGUGCCAUGUAUUUGUUCUUAUUAAAAAUCGUUUGAUUACAAAAAUUGUUUCAUUGAAAAAUAGAUUAGUAAUAUGAACUUCUGGUCUAGUUCUUCCAUUUGAAAAAUGUGCUAUUUGCUUUGAAUCUUUUUUUUCUCGCUUUCCCUUCCACUGGAUAGGAUUGAAGCUAGACUUUUCCCUUUUGAUAAAGGAAUAAAAAGUAAACAUGUUGUAAACUGAUGUUUAGUAUUAAAGGUUGAAAUACUUAGAAUACCUUUAUAAGCCUAAUCCUAGGUAGCUUUGUAAAAUAUAUCUCUUAACUGUCUUCUGAACCUAUGUUCACGUUGCUUUUCAGGAUAUUUUAAGUUAUUUUUUUUCCUCUUUUCAGAGCUGCUUCAUUGAGGCUUUUUUUUUUUUUUUUUUUUUUAAUUGAUGUGUAAUUCAUAAAGAGCUAUUCUUUUUUUUUUUGAUUAGGCUUCUUUUAGCUAUUGCCAGAUGUUUUGCUCUAGUCUUCCAAGAAAGGCCAUUUUAUUUUUUAGAGUCACUUCUAAAGUCACGUGGUCUUUAACUUUGGGGACUCUUGCAUCUGAGUGCUAAUUCAGAUUUAAGCCUAAGUAACCUCAUUGCCUCUCACCCCAAGAAUGUUGAAAUGGGAGAAAUACUUUGCUGUAGUUCUGGACUAAAAAGCUGGGGAAGAAACUUCGUUUUCUUUUUUGCACAAAUCAGAAAAACAGCUACUGUGCAGAGUUGCCUUGUUGACUUCAGCUGAUGAACUGGACUGCUAGUGUUAAUUCAGAGUUAAGAAAUUAUCUGAAUCUUUGAAUAGAUUUGGGAUCUGCAUGUAAUAUUAACUAGAUCAGAUAGCUUUUUUAUACUUUCACAUGUAUACAUAGGCUCUCCCUACCCUUGUCAACACCAUUAGUUAUUGAACUUUGUGAACUGGCAUUGAAACAUUACAACAAUGUUUUGUUGUACCAGUGUAUAAACUUUUACAGUGCAAUACAUGGUGUUUUUCAGAGACAAACCAAAGGUUUAUUUCUCAAGGUUCCUGCUGUUUGCUUUAACAGCAUUUGAUGGAGAAUCUUUUAUAUACAUUUUUAAUAGAUGAAAAGCCAGAUUGCAAAUCCCUUUUAUUGUUUUUUGAAGCAAACCAUGUACCAGGUUUUUGGUCCCAAUUGUGUAGGAUAAGUUAAAUUGCAUUCUAUUAACCCAUAUAUAAGUGUAUUUCUGUAAGCAUAGUAAUGUUGAAAUAAAGUUUUAAAAAGCA